AGUUUAGGCAUUGAUUUCAAAGAACCCCUUCUGAAGCGAUACUAUCGGUUCAUAUCGGGGAACAGCUUUCAGAUGAGACACUAUAGCGACGAUCCCAUGGAUAAUAUGGAUCCGAUUGGUCUUCAUAUCGGGAAUGGUGUCACUUUUAAGUUGAUUAAUGUCCGCCACUCAUGUCAUCCAAACACCGCUUUCAUCGCUAAAGGUGAUAGCAUUGAAAUCCGUGCCAUGAAGUCGAUAGCGAGUGGCGAAGAGAUGACUAUGGAUUUGAUUCCGUUGGACAUGAGUGGUGUCUAUAGGGAUCAUAUCAGAGAUUUUUUGGACAUUAAAUGUGAUUGCGUUAAAUGCAAACCAAAUCUACAGAAACGCAACGAAUGGCAACAGUUCUCAAAACUGUUGGACAAACACGACGACCACUGGAUGGCCGCUAUGGACACCAAACUGAAGCACAAGAAUCUCAACUAUGAAAUGGACACUAAAUUUAUACAAUAUUUGGAUUCAAUAUAUGGAAAGUAUCAUCAAAUGAAGACUUACUAUCUCUUGAAGGCAUUCAUCUGUUUUGCCUCCGAUUCCCGAAAGGCUAACCAAUCGUCGAAAGAGCUCUGGUAUAAGACAGUUGAGGAACACUUGUUGGUCACUCACGGAUCAGACCAUCCGUGAGAUCCAAAGAGUGACGAAAUGCCUGUCAUUUCAUCGAAACCAUACAUCGCUGGAGACGUUGUCUUCAAAUGCAAACCACUAUUCGCUUGCAUUGAUUACAAAUACAACGGAAAACAUUGCGAUAAUUGUCUCAAACCUAUGGAUCAGUUGAAGAAAUGCGCGAAAUGUCUUCAAAUGUAUUAUUGCGGCAAAAAUUGUCAGACAAUCGACUGGUCUUUCCAUAAGAAUGAGUGCCAACUCAUGCGGCAGAAGAAACUCCGAUCUGAUCCUAAUUGGCAAAUGUUUCAGAUGAGACACUAUAGCGACGAUCCCAUGGAUAAUACGAAUCCCAUCGGUCAUCAUAUCGGAUGGGGAGUCACUCUUGAGUUGAUGUGUGUCCGCCACUCAUGUCAUCCAAACACCGCUUUCAUCACUAAAGGUGAUAGCAUUGAAAUCCGUGCCAUGAAGUCGAUAGCGAGUGGCGAAGAGAUUACUAUGGAUUUGAUUCCGUUGGACAUGACUGGUGUCUAUAGGGAUCUUUUCAGGGAUUUUUUGGACAUUAAAUGUGAUUGCGUUAAAUGCAAACCAAAUGUUGAGAAACCCAUUGAAUGGCAACAGUUUGAGCAACUUUUGGAGAAACACAACGAUCACUGGGAGUCCGCAAUGGAUCCCAAUCUAAAGCACAAGAAUCUCAACUAUGAAAUGGACACUCAAUUCAUGCAAUAUUUGGAUUCAAUAUAUGGAAAGUUCCAUCAAAUGAAGACUUACUAUCUCUUGAAGUCAUUCAUCUGUUUUGCCUCCGAUUCCCGAAAGGCUAACCAAUCGUCGAAAGAGCUCUGGUAUAAGACAGUUGAGGAACACUUGUUGGUCACUCACGGAUCAGAUCAUCCGUGGAAUGCAAUGCUUCAGACAUUUUUGUGUCGUUCAGUUUGA
Messenger RNA from Medioppia subpectinata, 1569 nucleotides. The record is from the annotation of a GenBank genome assembly. NCBI's taxonomy places the organism in Eukaryota, Metazoa, Arthropoda, Arachnida, Sarcoptiformes, Oppiidae.